Molecule: messenger RNA, 3024 nt
Organism: Saprolegnia parasitica CBS 223.65
Lineage: Eukaryota; Oomycota; Saprolegniomycetes; Saprolegniales; Saprolegniaceae
Exons: 4
Coding region: 1-3024 (1007 amino acids)
Biological process (GO): intracellular protein transport; receptor-mediated endocytosis
Cellular component (GO): membrane coat; AP-4 adaptor complex
Molecular function (GO): cargo adaptor activity
Source: RefSeq, a predicted model, not a curated record
AUGUCGGGCAGCCACCUCUCCAAGGACUUUUUCGAGCUCGUCAAGAGCAUCGGCGAGAGCAAGUCCAAGCAGGAGGAAGAUCGCAUCAUCGUGCAGGAGGUCGCGCAGCUCAAGCGCAAGAUGUCGGAGCUCAGCGUGGCCUCCAACUCGAACCAGCUCCAGGCCAACAAGAAGAAGCAGAAGGAGUUCCUCAUCCGCCUCAUGUACGUCGAGAUGCUCGGCCACGACGCCAGCUUUGGCUACAUCAAGGCGGUCGAGAUGACGGCCGCGACCAACUUGAUCCAGAAGCGGGUUGGGUACCUCACGUGCUCGCUGACGCUGUCGCCGGCCCACGAGUUUCGCUUUAUGAUCAUCAACCAGCUCCAGCGCGACUUGCAGUCGCCCAACCACCUCGAGGUCUGCUCGGCGCUCAUGGCUGUGUGCAAGCUCGUGACGGUCGAAAUGAUUCCUGCCGUCCAGCCCAUGAUCAUGGAGGCGCUGCGCCACGAGAUUGAACUUGUCCGGAAGAAGGCGGUCAUGGCGCUCCACCGCUUCCACCAGCUCAACCCGGACAGCGUCGCCGACAUGGGCGACACGCUCCGACGGACGCUCUGCGACCGUGACCCGAGCGUCAUGGGUGCGGCGCUCUGCCUCCUCCACGACGUGGCCGACCUCGUGCCGUCGUACGUGAGCAUUCUCAAGCAGAUCACGGAGCACCGCCUCCCGCGCGAGUUUGACUACCACCGCAUUCCCGCGCCGUGGAUCCAGAUCCGCCUCCUCAAGAUCCUCGCCCUCCUCGGGCAGGCCGACCAAACGACGAGCGAGGGCAUGUACGAAGUGCUCCACGACGUCAUGCGCCGCGCCGACACGGGCAUCAACGUCGGGUACGCGAUCAUCUACGAGUGCGUGCGCACGGUCACGACCAUCUACCCGAACUCGACGCUUCUGGAUGCGGCCGCGGCCAGCAUCUCGCGCUUCAUCUCGAGCGACAACCACAACCUCAAGUACCUCGGCGUCACGGGCCUCGCCGCGAUCGUCAAGGACCACCCGCGGUAUGCGGCCGCCCACCAGAUGGCCGUCAUCGACUGCUUGGAAGACCCGGACGAGACGCUGAAGCGCAAGACGCUCGACUUGCUGUACCGCAUGACCAACCCCGUCAACGUGGAAUUCAUUGUCGCCAAGCUCACGAGUUUUCUGCGCGAAGCCACGGACGUCUUUCUCCGCACGGAGCUCGUGUCUCGGAUCACGCAGUGCGCAGAGCGCUACGCGCCCAACAAUGCGUGGUACAUCCAGACCAUGACCGACGUCUUUGAACUCGGGGGCGAGCUCGUCAAGGUCGAGGUCGCGCACAACCUCAUGCGCCUCAUCGCCGAAGGCAGCGGCGACGACGAGGAGCAAGACAUGGAGCUGCGCCGUGACGCCGUCGACACGUACUUGGAGCUCCUCGAACGGCCUGUGCUGCCCGACAUUCUCGUGUGCACGAUGGCGUGGGUCCUCGGCGAGUACGGGUACCUCUCGGAGGCGAUGGAGCUCGACGAGAUUGCCGAGCGCCUCUGCGAGCUCGUGGACCGGCCGUUCGAGAACGAAGACAUGACGCGCGGCUACAUUGUGACGGCCGUGACCAAGCUCACGGCGCAGCUCCACGGCCGCGAGAUUGAUGCGGCGCGCGCCAUGAUGGAGAAGUACAAGACCAGUCGCAGCAUCGAUUUGCAGCAGCGCUGCCUCGAGUACCUCGCCAUGCACGCGCACCCGGCGCUCAUGGCGACGACGUACCCCGUCGAUGCGUCGUGCGAAGACCUCGACGUCGACAGCACGCUAAGCUUUCUCCAAGCCUUUGUGGACCAAGCGCUCUCGCAAGGCGCGCCGCGCUACGACCCGCCCCACGACGACGAAGAGGAAGCGUAUGGUCGCCACCACGAGUCGCGGCUCAACUUUACGGCGUACGAAAAGCCGGAUUUGCCGUAUGCGGGCCACAAGCUGCCGCCCAACGACCCGUCGGCGAUGCUCGGCGGGUACGGGGGCGCGGCCGCGCAAGCGCCGUGGGGAGGCACUCCGAACGCGACCGACGCGGGCGGCUUUAACGCGCGCAAGCCGUCGGUCAAGAACGUGUGGGGUCCGUCGGGCAUGAACGCGCCGGCCGCGCCCGAGCCGACACCCGCACCGUAUGGCGGCCAGCCCAACAACCCGUACUACAACAACAACAACCCGGGCCAGUACCAAGGUCAGUAUGGGCAGUCGCCGGCGCCGGCGUACUCGCCCGACCACAGCACGCACUACAACGAGAGCGACGAGGACCAGGAGCCGGACGAGCCGGUCAUUGACAAGCGCGCCGAAAUGGCCAACGCACUCUUUGGCGGCCUUCCGGGCGCGGGCGUCCCUCUUCCGGCGGCCAAGCGUACGAGCACCGCCCGUGGCACGCUCUCGCGCAAGAGCACGGUGAAAGGCGCGUCGGCGGUCUCGGCGGCACCGAAGCGGAGAUCGACCAAGCCCGAGACGACGCCGGUGCAACCGCAGCAGCCAUACCAAGCGGCGCCAGCGCCUGUGCACAUGGAUCUUCUCGACAUGUCGUUUGAUGCACCGGUUGCACCGUCGUACGCGCCGCAAAACAGUGCGCCCAUGCUCGACCCGUUUGCGAGCGCUCCGGCACCGGUCGCGGACCCGUUUCAGAUGGGUGGCCUCGGCAGCAGCCUUCCGGCGCCCGUGUUUCAGUACAAUGGGCGCCCGCUCGAGCCGUGGCAGAUCACGACGCCCGAGUUUGGCGGUCGCUGGGGCUCGUGCCCGGCCGAGAUCAAGACUAAGGUGAGCCCGAGCUCGAUCGUGACGCUCGACGACUUUUGCGCGCGCCUCCGCCAGUUUGACAUCAACGCUGUCGAGUCGAUUGCCCAGACGAACGAGGUCAUUGCGGCCGGCCGCCUUUUGAGCUCGGAUGUGGUGUGUCUGAUCCACUGCAAGGUGCGCUCGGGCGGGUUGGACCUCACGGUGCGAACGCCCGACAUGGCUUUUACAAACGCGCUCAGCGGCUUCCUGGGCCACGUCCUGCAGUAG